UUCACCUUUCCUUUCCUCUUUCCUUUCUGAAGCUGUUCAGAUCUGGCAGCUUCGGCUCUUACCUCACUGUUAUCCCACAUUUCACCUCUUCUUUCUUAUCUAUGUUUAUAUUCAGAUUGAAGAGGGAAAUGAGGAGAAUUUUGGGUUUUUGAUUUUGAAGACGUGAAGGGGAAGGGAAGAGAAGGAAGAGUAGGAUAGUUGUUAAGACUGAAUUAUCUAAGGGUGGUUUUUAGAGUCACUUCUUAAUGGUGGUUGAAAUGAUAUUGUUGCAGUAAAAAGAAGAAGAAGAAGAAAAUGGGUGUGUGAAGGAUUUGGAAAUCUGACGGACUAUGGACUUCUGAUUUCAAAUCGAGGGCGAUGGGACUAAUGUGGUUGAUAUCUUAGAUAUCUUCACUUUGUUUUCUGCAAAUUAUCUUUUCCUUCACCAUCUUCACUGGAAUUUCAAUUUGGAUACUUUUUUUUUCACGAAAUGCAGCAAGAUCACCGAAAGAGUUCAACAGAGAUGGAGCUUUUCUCUGAAUAUGGUGAUGCCAACAGGUAUAAGAUUCAAGAAAUUAUAGGAAAAGGCAGUUAUGGUGUUGUUUGCUCAGCAAUCGACACCCAUACUGGUGAAAAAGUGGCGAUAAAGAAAAUACAUGAUAUUUUCGAGCAUCUUUCUGAUGCGACCCGAAUUCUUCGUGAGAUAAAGCUGCUCAGACUUCUUCGACAUCCUGAUAUUGUUGAGAUUAAGCACAUCAUGCUACCUCCUUCCCGAAGGGAAUUCAAAGAUAUUUAUGUUGUCUUUGAGCUUAUGGAGUCGGAUCUUCAUCAAGUUAUUAAAGCUAAUGAUGAUUUGACUAGAGAACACUACCAGUUUUUUCUCUACCAACUACUUCGUGCAUUGAAGUAUAUACAUACCGCUAAUGUCUACCAUCGAGAUUUAAAACCAAAGAAUAUUUUGGCAAAUGCAAACUGCAAGCUUAAGAUAUGUGAUUUUGGUUUAGCUAGAGUUGCAUUCAAUGAUACACCAAUGACAGUAUUCUGGACGGAUUAUGUUGCUACAAGAUGGUAUAGAGCUCCGGAGCUCUGUGGAUCCUUUUUUUCCAAGUAUACACCUGCAAUUGAUAUAUGGAGUAUAGGGUGCAUCUUUGCUGAGGUAUUAACUGGGAAGCCACUAUUUCCUGGGAAAAAUGUUGUCCACCAGCUGGAUUUGAUGACUGAUUUGCUGGGUACACCUUCAUUAGAUGCCAUCUAUCGGGUUCGAAAUGACAAAGCAAGAAGAUACUUAACAAGCAUGAGAAAAAAGCUACCGGUUCCAUUUGAACAAAAAUUCCCAAAUGUAGAUCCCAUGGCCCUAGGUCUACUGAAAAGAUUGCUUGCCUUUGAUCCAAAAGACCGGCCAACAGCUGAAGAGGCCCUUGCUGAUCCUUACUUUAAAGGACUGGCAAAAGUUGAGAGGGAGCCUUCUUGUCAGCCGAUUUCAAAGAUGGAGUUUGAAUUUGAGAGGCGAAGGGUCACAAAGGACGAUAUAAGGGAACUAAUUUUCCGCGAGAUACUUGAGUACCAUCCUCAGCUGCUCAAAGACUAUAAAAAUGGAACUGAGACAACAAACUUUCUCUACCCAAGUGCGGUUGACCAAUUCAGGAAACAAUUUGCACAUCUUGAGGAAAAUGGUGGUAAAAGUGGGCCAGUUAUUCCACUUGAAAGAAAGCAUGUCUCUCUUCCCAGGUCAACAAUUGUACAUUUUAAAACAAAUGCCCCCAAAGAGCAAGCAAGCAUCAAUCCUUUAAAAGACAAGCAAAAUGCAGAAGAGGUAUACAUCAAAUCAUCCAGGGAAACUGAUGCUAUUCCUCUACAUUUAUCAAGGGCCUUGCAGGCACAACAAAAAAUUCCACAAGGAACGGUAGUCGGCCCAUUUGUGCCUUACGAGAAUAGAACAAUCAUGAAAGCUGCAUAUGAUCCAAGAACUUUCAUGAGAAGCAUGGUUGUUCCACCCCAGGCUGUCCACCCUGCAUAUUCUUAUCACAAAUCCGGACAGCUUGAAAGAACAACAAUGGAGUCUGUGAGGGAUUUACCCUCCGUAACUAAACGAGUUCCUCAGUGUGGUGUGGCAGCCAAAUUUGCACCAGAUAUAGUUAUCGACAUCGACUCGAACCCAUUUUUUAUGACCAGAGUUAAUAAGGUGGAACCCGGUAAUGACAGGAUUACCAUUGAUACAAACCUGUUGCAGGCAAGAUCUCAUUAUGGUGGAAUAGGUGUUGCUGCCACUACUCAUAGGAAGAUUGGAAGUGUUCAGUAUGGCACGACAAGGAUGUAUUAGCUAAUGAUGGAGAAGGGCUUUUAAAGAGAUCAAUUUGCAAUGGCAGGGAGGGAAAAAUACUGUAAAACGGAGAGGUAGCUUUCUCAGGUAAAA
Hibiscus syriacus is the source of this 2392-nucleotide messenger RNA. RefSeq names its product mitogen-activated protein kinase 20-like. Gene Ontology annotation, molecular function: MAP kinase activity; ATP binding. Gene Ontology annotation, cellular component: cytoplasm; nucleus. The transcript has 10 exons. The record is from RefSeq and is a predicted model, not a curated record. Gene Ontology annotation, biological process: intracellular signal transduction; protein phosphorylation. NCBI's taxonomy places the organism in Eukaryota, Viridiplantae, Streptophyta, Magnoliopsida, Malvales, Malvaceae. Bases 470 to 2299 code for a protein of 609 amino acids.